This is a messenger RNA of Lathyrus oleraceus (garden pea), 3075 nucleotides long. RefSeq names its product linoleate 13S-lipoxygenase 2-1, chloroplastic. Gene Ontology annotation, molecular function: metal ion binding; protein binding; oxidoreductase activity, acting on single donors with incorporation of molecular oxygen, incorporation of two atoms of oxygen. The coding region runs from base 130 to 2832 and encodes 900 amino acids. Gene Ontology annotation, biological process: lipid oxidation. The record is from RefSeq and is a predicted model, not a curated record. The transcript is spliced from 9 exons. NCBI's taxonomy places the organism in Eukaryota, Viridiplantae, Streptophyta, Magnoliopsida, Fabales, Fabaceae.
AUCGUCACGUGUUUUCUAUAAUCAAAUUAAGUUGUCAAUAUGAACACAUCUCACGGUUCAUUAUAGGUGUUGUUCUUCCUGAAUAUAGACAUUAAUAUACUGUUUCAGCAAUAUCAACUAUUGUCGUGAAUGAUGGAUUUGUUGAAGAAGCCAUUUGUUCACCAAUCUUUCAUCGUUAGUAAUACUGCAUUUUCUACUUCCUACAAGUGUAGGAAAGAUGUAAUUUCUCGUAACAAUAGCAAUUGGUUUUUGAAAUCUUCUCUUGCCAAAAAGAUUUGUAUAAGAAAGUGUGUUUCUCCUAAGUUCGCGAGAGUAGUGAUGGCAGCAACAGACAUUAAAUCUCAUACUAAUGUGAAAGCUUUAGUGACUGUGAAGCAAAGUGAUGGUGGACUCAUCAAUAAUAUCGUUACUGCCGUUGUUGGUAAUAGUCACUUGGUUUUGGAGCUCGUCAGUGCUGACCUUCAUCCAAAAACAAAGUCGGAGAAAGAGACUAUAAAAGCACAUGCACAUGAAAUUCAGAAGACCGAAAACGAUGUACGAUUUGAGGCAACAUUUGAGUUACCUGUGGAUUUCGGAAAUGUCGGUGCUGUUUUGGUUCAAAAUGAACACGACAAAGAAAUAUUUCUAAACAACAUAGUCCUUGAUGGUUUCCCAAAUGGCCCCAUCCAUCUUUCUUGUCAAUCAUGGAUUCAACCAAACCAUACUGAUACUCCUACUAAGAGAGUUUUCUUCACUAACAAGAUGUAUUUGCCAUCACAAACACCAAGUGGAUUAAGAAAACUAAGAGAAAAUGAGCUCAAAGAAUUAAGAGGGAAUGGUGAAGGUGAAAGAAAAAAAUCAGACAGAAUCUAUGACUAUGAUGUUUACAAUGAUCUUGGAGAUCCUGAUAUCAGCACUGAACUCAAAAGAUCUGUUCUUGGUGGCACAAAACAAUAUCCUUAUCCAAGAAGGUGUCGUACCGGUCGAAAACGUUCUGAUGCAGACCAACUGUAUGAAACAAGGACUACUUUAGAUUUCUAUGUUCCGCGUGACGAGUCAUUUUCUGAAACAAAGCAGACACAGUUCAAUAGUUCUACCAUAUCCUUAGGCUUGACUACUAUUAUACAAUCGUUAGACUCUAUCCUCACUGACUUAAAGCUUGGGUUUGCAAGCUUUGAAGACAUUGAUGCGAUUUAUAAGGACGGAUUCCAGUUACCAACUCUUGAACCCAAUGACUCAACAAUUCUCCAAAGAGUCAUUCCAAAGUUAAUUAAGGAUGCUGAUGAUAGUAAGGAUGUUUUGCGCUUUGAUACCCCGGAAUCAUUCAAAAGGGAUAGAUUCUUUUGGUUUUCUGAUGUCGAGUUUGCCCGAGAGACUUUGGCAGGUGCCAACCCAUAUGGCAUUGAAUUGGUUAAGGAAUGGCCUUUGAUAAGUAAACUGGACGGCCAAAUCUAUGGUCCACCAGAAUCUGCAAUUACCAGAGAAAUCGUUGAGUCACAAAUAACUUAUAGUACAGUUGAAGAGGCUAUUAAAGAAAAGAAACUGUUUGUGCUAGACUAUCAUGAUUUGUACUUACCGUAUGUAAGCAAAGUGAGAGAGAUUGAGGGCACAACACUAUAUGGAUCAAGAACACUAUUCUUCCUCACUAGCGAGGGCAUAUUGAAGCCACUAGCUAUUGAGCUCACUAGACCGAUUAUUAAUGGCAGGCCACAAUGGAAGCAAGUCUUCACACCUGAUUCUGAUACCACCAAUCUCUGGCUUUGGAGGCUUGCCAAAGCUCAUGUUCUUGCUCAUGAUUCUGGUCACCAUGAACUUAUAAGCCAUUGGCUAAGAACUCAUUGUGUUGUUGAACCUUUUAUAAUUGCAACAUACAGACAACUCAGUUCCAUGCAUCCGAUUUAUAGACUCUUGCAUCCACAUCUUAGAUAUACCAUGGCGAUCAAUAAAGUUGCUCGCGAAGUGCUUAUUAAUGCAAGUGGUCUCCUUGAAUUAUCAUUCACUCCUAAAAAGUAUACAAUGGAGUUAAGCUCUGUGGCAUAUGAUAAGCUUUGGCAAUUUGAUUUGCAAGCACUUCCAAAUGAUCUUAUUAAUAGAGGAAUGGCUGUGGAAGAUCCUAAUGCACAACAUGGAGUAAAGCUAGUAAUUGAAGACUAUCCUUUUGCUAAUGAUGGUCUUUUGAUAUGGGAUGCGAUUAAGCAAUGGGUCACAGAUUAUGUCAAUCACUACUAUCCAAGCUCAAGCACUGUAGAAUCCGAUCAAGAGCUCCAAGCAUGGUGGACAGAAAUUCGAACAAAGGGUCAUGCUGACAAAUCUGAAGAACCAUGGUGGCCAAAGCUUAAAACAAAAAAAGAUCUUAUAAACAUCGUUACCAAUAUAGCCUGGUCAGCAUCGGCUCAUCAUUCCGCUGUGAACUUUACACAAUAUACUUAUGGAGGCUAUUUCCCUAAUAGGCCAACCAUUGCUAGAACCAAAAUGCCUACAGAAGAUCCUACAAAGGAAGAAUGGGAAGCAUUUAUGAACAAACCAGAGGAAACACUUUUGGCGUGUUUUCCAUCGCAAAUUCAAGCAACCUUAUUUAUGGUGGUUUUAGGCUUAUUAUCAGAACAUUCACCGGAUGAAGAGUACAUUGGGCAGAAAAUGGAGCCAUCUUGGGGUGAGAAUUCAACUAUAAAGGGAGCUUUUGAAAGGUUUAAUAGGAGAUUGAAGGAGAUUGAAGAAAUUAUAGACUCAAGGAAUAAAGAUAGGAGUCUGAAAAAUAGACAUGGAGCUGGGAUAGUGCCUUAUGAGUCAUUAAAGCCAUUUUCAGGACCUGGAGUCACUGGAAAAGGUGUUCCAUACAGCAUAUCCAUUUAAAGCAUGGUACUUUAAUUAAGCUUGAAUAUAAUUAACCAACUGUUAUGUGUUUUGUUUAGUCCUUAAUAAAAAUAAUUGCACAAGAGAACAACAAAAAAUCAGCACAAGACUUUUACUUUUUGUAAAAAGUCCAUAUCAAUUUGUUGUUCAUCUAAGAAAGAAUAAAUAUGCAAGUUAUAAAUAUUUGUCUAACACCUAAUAUCUAUUUUGAAUCUACAGUUAAAUGUACUACUUAUUUUGAUC